Panicum hallii is the source of this 1064-nucleotide messenger RNA. RefSeq names its product ascorbate-specific transmembrane electron transporter 2. The transcript is spliced from 4 exons. The coding region runs from base 145 to 849 and encodes 234 amino acids. The record is from RefSeq and is a predicted model, not a curated record. Lineage: Eukaryota; Viridiplantae; Streptophyta; Magnoliopsida; Poales; Poaceae. Gene Ontology annotation, molecular function: oxidoreductase activity.
AGCGGGGACACCACGCUCCCGCAAUCUUCCCCCUCCACUCAUUGCGUCGCCGUUGCCGUUGGCAGGCAGCAGCAUCGCAGGGAACAGGGGGGCGAGGGCAGCGAGGAGGAGGGGGAAGGAAGGAAGAAGAGAGGUCGGGGAGCGAUGGGGCUGGGCGUGCGGGCGGCGCCCUUCACGUACGUGGCGCACGCGCUGGCCGUCGCGGCGGCGGUCAUGGUGCUGGUCUGGGCCAUCCACUUCCGCGGAGGGCUCGCCAUCGAGGCCACCAACAAGAACCUCAUCUUCAACGUUCAUCCUGUUCUUAUGUUGAUUGGAUAUAUUAUUAUCGGCAGUGAAGCUAUAAUGGUAUACAAGGUAUUUCCAACGUUGAACCAUGACACGGCUAAGCUUAUCCAUCUAAUUCUCCAUGGCAUCGCCCUUGUCCUUGGUGCGGUUGGAAUAUACUUUGCUUUCAAAAAUCACAAUGAAAGUGGGAUUGCCAACCUUUACAGUCUGCAUUCUUGGCUCGGGAUCGGAACUAUUACUUUGUAUGGUAUUCAGUGGAUAUUUGGAUUCGUUACAUUUUUCUUCCCUGGUGCUGCACCAAACUUGAGGAGGAGCCUCCUUCCUUGGCACAUUCUGUUUGGGCUAUUCGUCUACAUCUUAGCACUGGCUAAUGCAGAACUCGGCUUUCUGGAGAAGCUCACUUUCCUCGAGAGCUCAGGCCUCGACAAAUAUGGCACCGAGGCAUUCUUGGUGAACUUCACAGCAUUGGUUGUCGUGCUACUUGGUGCUUCUGUCGUGGUAGCUGCUGUAGCUCCGGCUCGCCUGGAAGAACCACAGGGUUAUGCUCCAAUCCCAGAAAACUAGUACCAAUGAAGUGUACAGCAUAUACAGUUGACAGGAUUGGCUGUUACCAUAGGGAGAUAAGAUAUUCGUAUCUCUUUAUUAAAAGAAAAAAAGAUACUGGAACUGUCACAAUAAGAAGAUAAUGCAUCUUCAUUGUGUGUGUAUGUACAUUCUGUGAUACUCAAGAAUUCAGUAUAUUAAUAUAUGCAAGACUGAUAUCCUGCUUGAUAAAAAUA